UCGGAUCUGGCAGGCUCUUGGGGAACAGGGUGAGGGGCCCCGCCGGGCCCCUUGGGGUGGAGGGGCGGAGGGGCGGGCCGAAGAGUGGUACCGCCCUCUGCCCUGAGCACACUGCGUUCUGUGCCCCUCCGGCCCGCGCAAUGGGCUGCCUCUUUGGGCGCGCCGUGCUGCGGGCGUUGUUGUGCGGGCCACGCAUUCCAGGCCUGCUGGUGCGCCCCAGUUCCGGAGGGCCUUCCUGGCCCCAGGAGCGUACCCUGGUUGCAGUGAAGCCAGAUGGGGUGCAGCGGAGGCUAGUGGGGACUGUGAUACACCGCUUUGAGAGGCGGGGCUUCAAGCUGGUGGGGAUGAAGAUGUUGCAGGCACCAGAAAGCAUCCUUGCUGAGCACUACCGGGACCUGCAGAGGAAGCCAUUCUACCCAGCCCUUAUCAGCUACAUGAGCUCCGGGCCUGUGGUGGCCAUGGUCUGGGAAGGGCACAAUGUGGUUCACAUCUCAAGGACCAUGAUAGGACAUACUGACUCAACCGAGGCAGCCCCAGGGACAAUCAGGGGAGACUUCAGUGUUCACAUCAGCAGGAAUGUCAUCCAUGCCAGCGAUUCUGUGGAGGGUGCCCAGAGGGAGAUCCAGCUAUGGUUUCAGAGCAGUGAACUGUUGAACUGGGCAGACGGCGGUCACCACAGCAGCUGCAGCCCAGCCUGAGGGUCUGAACGGCCUGCUGUUCUUCAGUGUUCCUCCAUGACCAACUACCUCUGCCAACAAGAACCCAAGCCCACACCCUGCCCAUCUUCAAAUCCACACCCUGUUCACCUUUUGUCCAACUCCAGCCCAGGGGAGUCUAAGCCUCAACCUUAUGUGCCUUGUAUCCUAAGCCAGCACAAUAUUGGAUCAUAUCCUCCUAUAAGUGCCAGACAACCUUUCGGACAUUGUCAGAGGUGAUUUUGCCUGCCCCAAAGGAGAGACAUUAAAAUCUUCUGCUUUAAA
This is a messenger RNA of Arvicola amphibius (Eurasian water vole), 980 nucleotides long. RefSeq names its product NME/NM23 nucleoside diphosphate kinase 4 (gene Nme4). Gene Ontology annotation, biological process: UTP biosynthetic process; CTP biosynthetic process; GTP biosynthetic process. Bases 141 to 698 code for a protein of 185 amino acids. The transcript is spliced from 5 exons. Gene Ontology annotation, molecular function: nucleoside diphosphate kinase activity. NCBI's taxonomy places the organism in Eukaryota, Metazoa, Chordata, Mammalia, Rodentia, Cricetidae. The record is from RefSeq and is a predicted model, not a curated record.